AUGUCACUGGAGCCCCCCACCUACCUCGGCUCUCUUCAGAAUAAUAUUCGAGCUCGGCCAAUUCCAUGGGAGGGCGCCGUCCGAGCGGGCAACAUCACCGAUGACCACUUGAAGAAGAUCAAGGCGGUGGACAAGGUGCGCAAGGAUCAGCGUCGCCAAACAAUAGAAGGAGACCUCGCCGGGUACACAGACUUGUUGGCAGGUGGUGCACAAGGGAAGAGCGUUUUGGACUCGGCCUCCCGGAGGACCGAUAUCGUGCAGUAUAUUCUAGUGCUGGCGUCGGAUUUGAUUCAAGAUGUUCCCUCUCUGGCGGACUCCCUCAUCUCUCACCCAGAACCGUAUAAGCCAUUCCUACCUUUCCUGCAGCACUCGACCAAUGCCGAAGACCCUAUCCCCCUGCUCACCUCCACCUUCCUUACGGCUUUAGUUUCGCACAGUCUUGUUGCCACGUCUAAACCCGCCGCGCGCGACAAUGAAGCUCUCCCCCAGCUAUACGCUUAUCUCUCCACUCUGACCAAGAACCAGGACAGUGGCCUCCAAGAUAUCGGCGUUCAAGGAUUCUCAGAGUUGUUGAGAACAUCCAAGGCCAGGGAGAUCUUCUGGACGCAACGUAAGGAGACUCUGGAUCCUUUGAUUGAGACUCUCCGAACUGCAGCGGGGUCUAAAGACAAUGCCAGCACCCUCGGGGGCAGCACUCGUGGCAAUGAGCCUGGUCUUGCAGGUGGCGUGAGCCUGCAGCUCCUGUAUCGAGUGCUCCUAGUGCUGUGGCAGCUUGCAUUCGAGGGUGCCCUCGUGGGUGAUGAACUACAAGAGAACUAUGAUAUUAUUCAACUCUACACUCAGCUCCUGCGCCUUUCACCAAAAGAAAAGACGACCCGUUUACUCCUUGCGACUUUGUACAGCCUCUUGUCGAGCAACCGGACAACGUUGCUACCCGUUGCCGUAUUUGUUCGACUCCCCGCACUCCUGACCAAUUUAACCGGCCGCCACCUCACUGACCCCGACCUGCUGGAGGAUCUCAAUGCGCUUUCUUCUAUGUUGGAAGAAUACACCAAGACACAAACUACUUUUGAUCAAUAUUCGGCGGAAGUUCAUUCGGGCCACCUGCGCUGGUCGCCUCCUCACAAGAAUCCGACAUUCUGGAAGGAGAAUGCCCGACGCAUCUGUGAAGAGUCAAAUGGUGCCUUGCCGAAGAAACUUGCUGAGAUCUUGUCCAAGAGCUGGGACAACGACAAGCAGGUUCUGGCGAUUGCUUGUAGCGACGUAGGGAACCUUGUGAAGGAGGUCCCGGAGCGUCGUGGGCAACUAGAGCGACUUGGCCUGAAGGCACGGGUGAUGGAACUCAUGGCUGACAAGGAUGAAACGGUGCGAUGGGAGAGUCUGCAUGCUGUCGGCGAGUGGCUUCGGUACACCUUCGAAGGGUGA
Molecule: messenger RNA, 1425 nt
Organism: Penicillium brevicompactum
Lineage: Eukaryota; Fungi; Ascomycota; Eurotiomycetes; Eurotiales; Aspergillaceae
Product: H(+)-transporting V1 sector ATPase subunit H
Exons: 3
Coding region: 1-1425 (474 amino acids)
Biological process (GO): proton transmembrane transport
Cellular component (GO): vacuolar proton-transporting V-type ATPase, V1 domain; fungal-type vacuole membrane
Molecular function (GO): proton-transporting ATPase activity, rotational mechanism
Source: RefSeq, a predicted model, not a curated record